Patella vulgata (common limpet) is the source of this 4171-nucleotide messenger RNA. Its product is annotated as F-box/LRR-repeat protein 14. NCBI's taxonomy places the organism in Eukaryota, Metazoa, Mollusca, Gastropoda, Patellidae. The coding region runs from base 15 to 1241 and encodes 408 amino acids. The transcript has a single exon. Gene Ontology annotation, biological process: SCF-dependent proteasomal ubiquitin-dependent protein catabolic process. The record is from RefSeq and is a predicted model, not a curated record. Gene Ontology annotation, cellular component: SCF ubiquitin ligase complex. Gene Ontology annotation, molecular function: protein binding.
GCGCUCGACUAAACAUGGAGGACACGAAAACGAAGUCCGGGACUCACAUUUCAAGCUUAUUUCCCGAGAUUCUGGCUAUGAUAUUUCAAUAUUUGGACAUUAAGGAUAAAGGAAGGGUAGCCCAGGUUUGUGUUUGUUGGAAGGACGCUUCUUAUAAUCGUAUGGUGUGGAGAAACGUGGAAGCUAAACUUCAUUUGCGUAAAGCAAACCCCUCUUUGUUUCCCAGUCUAUGUAGGCGUGGGAUAAAACGAGUUCAAAUUCUAAGUUUAAGACGAAGUUUGAGAGAUGUUGUUUUCGGGAUACCUAACUUAGAAAGUUUAAAUUUGAGUGGAUGUUAUAAUGUUACUGACGCUAGUUUAGGAUACGCUUUCACACAGGAUAUUUCUUCAAUGACAGUGUUGAAUCUAAGCUUGUGUAAACAAGUGACUGACAACAGUUUGGUCAGAAUAGCCCAGUAUUUGAAAAACUUAGAGGUGCUAGAAUUGGGAGGGUGUUGUCACAUUACAAAUACCGGUCUAUCUUUAAUUGCUUGCAGUUUAAGAAAGUUAAGACAGUUAAAUUUAAGGAGCUGUCGACAUGUUUCAGAUCAAGGCAUAGGGCAUUUAGCUGGGCUGAAUCAACCCUCAUCGGUCAGCGAAGACUUAGAAAAGACUGGUAAUGCGCGACUCGAAUAUCUCGGUUUACAAGACUGCCAAAAGUUAACGGACCAUGCACUAAAACAUGUCAGUUUGGGACUGUGUCAUCUUAAAACAAUUAAUUUAAGUUUUUGUGGUAGUGUGACUGAUAGUGGUAUUAAAUUUCUCUCUAAAAUGACAAACUUGCGGGAGUUAAAUUUAAGAAGUUGUGAUAAUAUCAGUGACACAGGGUUAGGAUUUUUGGCAGAAGGGGGCUCAACGAUUGUGGCCCUGGAUGUGAGUUUUUGUGACAAGGUGGGGGAUCAGGGUUUAGUGUUUCUGUCUCAAGGCAUGUUUAAUUUACGGAGCCUGAGUUUGAGUGCGUGCAAUAUUAGUGACGACGGUGUGCAGAGAUUAGUGAACAGCUUACACGAACUAACAACACUUAAUAUAGGUCAGUGUGGCCGAAUUACAGACGUGAGUUUGAGUUUAAUUGGUGAAAAACUAAAACAAUUAAGAUCUAUUGACCUAUAUGGCUGUACUCAAAUAACCACAGUUGGUUUAGAGAAAAUAAUGAAACUGCCAGGAUUAACGACUUUAAAUUUAGGAUUAUGGCACAAACGGUGAAGAGUGUCACAAUUUUAUUCAGUGGAUGAAUAAUAGACUAUGUACAAAUGACUUGAGUGAUAACUGCUGGAACAUGCUUUACUUUCAGUGUCUUAAUAUUACUGUCUAACAGGAUAAUUAAAACGUGUAUUAAUUAAGAUGUAAAUACAUGUAACAUAUCAUGACAUGGUUUAAGAUAUUUUUAUCCGAUUAAUUAACUAAAAGCUGUACAAAAUAUAUAAGUAUAAGUAGUGCCACAUUUGAUUAAACUAUAUACAUGUACUUGUAAGUAAUUUGUCCAUCUGUAAAUAUAAUAUAUAUAUAUAAAUCAAAUGUACACCAUAUCCAAAGGUCAUUGUUAGAGUUAUCAUGUAUGCCUUAAGCCGACAUAUAUAAGUGUACAUUUAUGUAAUUUCGAAAAUCCAUGCCAAUGUGAUAUUCAAAGUAUAUGCCAUGCCCGGGGAUGACGAAAAAUUGCGUUAAGAAUAAGAUGCAUUAUUUAAGAUUCAGAUAAAUAAUAGCUCGCCGUUCUUGCUAAAAAAAUUUCAAAAAAAGGUAAUUACUUUAUUCCGAGGGAAGUUAUCUGUACUUGAAGUUCUGACAAGCUGUAGUAUAGACUGUCUAUUAUGGUAGUAAUGAUACUUGACAAUGGAGACUCAAUCCAGAUUCACCAUUUUUAAAUUGAAUUAUUAAAUGGCGAUCGUGUUUCAAUCCAUUUAAAUCUCGGACAUCCGAUGAUCUAGAUAAUUGAUUAUAGACUCUUGUCACGUGAAUGCAUAUCUAAAUAAUAGUUUAUAUAACAUUAAAAGCCAAAAUAAAGACCUGCAAUAGGCAUCUUAUAGUGUGAUAAAAAUUUAGCACAUAAAAUUUCAUCAUGUUAUAAGAUUACAUUUAAUUAUAUUCGCCUACGUGUUGCAAGGAUAAUAAAAUAUCAUAAAUAGAAGUAGGCAUAACGCAACAAUGUUAAAAAACAGUAUACAUGUAGUAUGAUAAAUUCAAAUAACGUGACCCAAGUAAAUUCUCAUUUUUCAUUAUAAUAUAAUAUAUUAAGCUAUUUUGAAUUAUGAGGUUAUAUAUGAUCAAGCCGUAGUUUUCUUAAGAAAAAAACUGAGGAAAAAAAACGGCUUUGCUACUAACCUCCUCCUACGCAAGAAAACAGUUCAGUUAUCAGGUUAUUAUUUUAUUAACAAUGUAAAAUGUACAUUCAAAACUAAUGACAAGGGCUUGAUUUUUUUAAGUAACAUAAAUAAUCUUCUGUCUUGCAUUUAAUUAAAAUAUUUUAUUCUUAAUUAAAUUUCUAAUUAAAAGCCCCUGGAGACAUGGUGAUCUUCUAUUGCAUUUACAUAGAAAAAAUAUAUAUUUGUAGGUUCUAUCCUAUUAGUGACGUGUUAUGCAGUUACUGUUUCUAAAACAUCUGAUUCCACUUCUCAUGUCAGACGUGCACAUACAUGUAGCUAACAUUUCGUGUGUUGUAGGCCCAUACUUUUAUAUAAUAAUAAACACGUUGGUUAAAUUAAAAUGUAAACUUUGUGAAAGGCGGACUGCCGUCUCAGAAAACGUAACCAAGAUAGUGUUCCGUUACCACUAAGGAACCAUUGUCAAAGUGUCAAAAGGGUGGGCGGGUAAAAUCUUUGACAUUUAUCCAAUAUACAUGUACGGUACACAGGGUGUCAAUUGGAAAAUGGUCAUCUAUUAGUGCUAACGGUGCCAACCAAAAUCAAAACCAUGACUCAUAAUCAUAAGUUUCAAGUUAAUAUUUUUAUAACAGAUCACCCUUCAAAAACAAAUCAAAAUAUAUAAUUUAUAGAUUUGGUUUUCUUUUUCUCGAAAAGGGAAGUUGUAUGAAACAUUUUCUUAGGCUACUGAAUUUCUCUUCAUUCGUUAUCAAUAUAUUUUGAACCCAAAUGUUUUAAAUAAAAUUAAUGUGAAUGUGCAAGGUUUUAAAUUCUGUAUUUAUCAUUUAUUCCUACAUUCGGGGCUUAAAAACAUUUUGUCGCUGACUAUAUAACUCUCUAUAAUUCUACAUGUUUACGUCGUACCCUUUUCAAUAACUCCGAUAAUAUAAAGGAAGAUGGUGGCUCUGAUCACAUUGUAUAUUAUAUUUGCCUUUAGAAGCCACAGAAUUAUCAUUAAAUUACAUUCAAACCAUUACUACACACCUACAUAAGUUUGCAAAAUAUUAAUAUGAAACAGAAAUUUAUAAUAAUACCACCUCGAGACAAAACGGACGAAAUAGCCGACUACUUCAUUCCACCUCUCUGAUUUGUACUUCGACCGCGUGUCUUCCCCAUUUCAUUUCUGUAAUUCAGCCCUAAAUUUUACAAGCUUACGCAUUGUACUACAUGUAUAUAAGUAAUGUAGCAAUACUGUUUUAAAUUACAACAGUAAUUAAAUAACUGUUACAUCUGGCACUAGACACAUGCAUUUAAUUAACGAUAAAUCUGGAGUCUUAGACAACAAUCUAACAUUUAAACUAUUCCAAAUGUCCAUUUGAGUAUUGACAAUAUUCUGGUAUUAAUGCCGUGCUCUUUCUAAAGAUGAGGUGCAGUCAUUGGUUAUAGAGAUAUUUAGUAGCCAAAUUUAAGGAUACAGUCAGAACAGACAAACUUUAUGUUUCAAUUUGACUUUUAUGAAUGAAGAUGUCAGUCAGAGAUAAAGCGAUAUACAUGUACGGUCCCCAAACAAAAUUUUCCCGACCUUUUAAUACUGGAGACUAAAAGAUAUUCUAUUUAUUCCAUGUAUAUUAUAUUAUAUAUAUAAGAGAUUGUAAAGGUAUAAAAUACACUUUAUUAUGUAAAAACUGAUAUUGCUCAUUGUGUCAAACUAUUCAUGCUCUGGUGAUAUUUGUCAUUUGUUAAACGACAAGAGAAUAACAUAAUAUUAAAGUAUUAAAUAUAUUAUAAAUAAAUCCAAGAUAUUAAACUUUGCCUGGCAAUAUUUGAAAUAAAGAG